UCUCUCUUUCUCUCUCUCUCUCUCUCUCUCUCUCGUUUCCUCUCUCCAGGCAUGGCUAUCCUCCGUCCAGCUGCCACCUUCCUCCUCGUCCUCCUGUCCCUGCUCGGCCGCGGCACGUCGAUGGAGGACGACGAUGACGCCCAGUCCUACGAGCCGCCGACGCCCCCGCCCACUCCGCCACGGGGCUGCGGGGCCUCCGUGGAGCCCUGGUACCAGGUGCUGUGCGACCUGGAGUCCGUAUGGGGGGUGGUGCUGGAGGCCGUGGCCUGCGGCGGGGCGGCCACCGCCCUCAUCCUGGCCCUGGUGCUGGCCAGCCGGCUGCGCUGGGUGCCGGAACAGGACCGACGCUCUGGCGUGGGUCCAUUGCUUCUGCUGCUGGGCGGCACGGUGGGCCUGUUCGGCCUGUCCUUCGCCUUCCUGGUGGGCCGCGGCGAGGCCCUGUGCGUGGUGCGGCGCGCCCUCUGGGGCCCGCUGUUCGCCCUCUGCUUCUCCUGCCUGCUGGCGCAGGCCCUGCGCUUGAGGAGGCUGGCGUCGGGCCGCCGCAGCCCGUCGGGAGGCUCCCUGGCCGGGCUGGCCGUGGCCCUGUGCCUGGUGCAGGGGGUCAUCGCCGCCGAGUGGCUGGUGCUCACCGUCUUCCGCGAGGGCCACGCCACCUGCGACUACCUGCCGCUGGACUUCACACUGGCCUGCAGCUACGCCCUGGGCUUGCUGCUGAUGGCCACGGGGAUGUCCCUGGGGGUGGUGCUGUGCGGGGGCGGAGGCGGAGGAGAGGGCCGCUCGGAGGCCACGCGUCGGCGCUGGAGGUGCAACGGCGUGUGGCUGUUCCUGUCCUGCCUGGCGUCGCUGCUGCUCUGGGUGGCUUGGCUCGGGUUCUACCUCUACAACGACCUGGUGGGCGCGUCGCUGCUGCACCGCAGCCGGCCCGACUGGGACGAGCCGGCCCUGGCCGUGGCCCUGGUGACGGAGGCGUGGGCACUGCUGCUACUCCACGCCAUCCCCGAGGCGCACCUGUGCCUGCGACGGCAGCCGCAGUACAGCGUCACGUCGUCCUUAUCGCAGGACUUCUACGACACGCCCAACCAGUCGAGCGCCCAGCUGCAGGACCUGCACCACCACCACCACCAGGGCUACGAGGACGACGAGAGGCCCCAGACGACGCAGUCGCAGAGCAGGUCGCCCUUCGCCGACAACCAGGCCUUCUCUGUGGAGGAGCACAGCGCCGCUCUCCGGUCUGGCGGCUACCUUAAUGGCAUCCCGGCCACUCGGCAGACCUUGCCUUUCCGCAGCCACGUCUACCAGCCCACCGAGAUGGCCCUGCUGAUGAACAGUGGAACGGUACCGUCAGCUCCUCCCAACUUAACAGGAAGGCAGCUGUGGUGAGAAACAACACACGACACGUGGCUGAAGAGGA
Engraulis encrasicolus (European anchovy) is the source of this 1411-nucleotide messenger RNA. It is a transcript of the gene gprc5bb, whose product is annotated as G protein-coupled receptor, class C, group 5, member Bb. Gene Ontology annotation, biological process: G protein-coupled receptor signaling pathway. Gene Ontology annotation, molecular function: protein kinase activator activity; G protein-coupled receptor activity; protein kinase binding. The record is from RefSeq and is a predicted model, not a curated record. The transcript has 3 exons. Bases 52 to 1380 code for a protein of 442 amino acids. Gene Ontology annotation, cellular component: intracellular membrane-bounded organelle; extracellular exosome; signaling receptor complex. NCBI's taxonomy places the organism in Eukaryota, Metazoa, Chordata, Actinopteri, Clupeiformes, Engraulidae.